This is a messenger RNA of Theobroma cacao (cacao), 2741 nucleotides long. NCBI's taxonomy places the organism in Eukaryota, Viridiplantae, Streptophyta, Magnoliopsida, Malvales, Malvaceae. The record is from RefSeq and is a predicted model, not a curated record.
UAGUUCCGGUCCUGACCCUCCCUCCCAUGUGUACUUUCAUUACACUCUCCAACUUGUGGAGCACAGCCAGCCAUUCCAUAUCUCUUGGAAACCCUGCAAUUUGUCUUCACGAUCCAUCCCUCUGCCUUUUUUCCAUCUCUCUCUCACACUCUUUUUACUCAACGCCCAUCAUCUUUUCUUUUUCAUUAUUUUAUUUUAUAGUAGCAGUUAUGGCUGACAAGGUUAAGGACAGGGAUGAUGAAGAGUUCUUCAUGGAAUAUGAUGGUGCUGAUAAUGAGGAGGACCUCGAAGAGACAAAGGUAGAUGACGGCAGCAGCGGCAACAUCAGUGAUGAUGACAGUGAGGGAGGCAGCGGAUCCCCUUCUGCCGCUUUCUCUUCCCAACAAUGGCCACAAAGUUUCCAAGAGACAAUGGAUCCUUACACAAUCACAGCAUCACCAAGUUUUGGAGUUCUUGGAGGAGUUCCAAAUUUUACGCAUUUUAGUUUUAGCAGCCAAAGUAAAAGUAGUUUGGACCUGGAUGGAAAGCUUCCUCUACUGCCUGAACAUCAAAAGAGUUGUCAGAAGGAUUUUUUAGAUUCCAUCUCAAGAGCACCGUCAUCAUGGUCACAGAAGUAUUCACUUCAUAAGCAACUUACCGGAGAGUUUCCCGUUGCUUAUGGAUGUAACGUGACCCAGACUAUCUUUAAUACGGUAAAUGUAAUGGUUGGAGUUGGGCUUUUAUCUACGCCUUAUACAAUAGCAGAAGGAGGCUGGGCAAGCUUGUUGGUGCUAAUCGUUUUCGCAGUUAUAUGUUGUUAUACAGCCAUACUUAUGAAAUACUGCUUUGAGAGCAGAGAAGGAAUUAUAUCUUACCCUGAUCUUGGCGAAGCUGCCUUUGGACGAUUUGGACGCCUUUUUAUAUCUGUUGUUCUGUACACAGAAUUAUAUUCAUAUUGUGUGGAAUUUAUUAUCCUGGAGGGUGACAAUCUUACAAGGCUAUUCCCUGGAGUUUCUUUCGAUUGGCCUGGUUUAAAGAUGGACUCAAUGCACCUCUUUGGAAUUCUAACUGCCUUCGUUGUUCUACCCACUGUCUGGUUAAAAGAUCUCCGUCUGAUUUCAUAUCUUUCAGCUGGUGGGGUUGUUGCGACAUUGGUGAUAGUUCUUUGUCUGCUAUUCCUUGGUGCAGCAGGUAAUGUUGGCUUCCAUCAUACUGGGCAAGCACUGAAUUGGAGUGGCAUUCCAUUUGUAAUUGGUGUAUAUGGAUUUUGUCAUUCGGGGCAUUCUGUGUUUCCAAAUAUCUAUCAAUCAAUGGCUGACAAAUCACAAUUUAAGAAGGCAAUGGUAUUAUGUUUUCUUUUGUGUAUACUAUUGUAUGGGGGUGUUGCAGCAAUGGGUUUUCUUGAGUUUGGUCAAGGCACCUUGUCUCAGAUAACUUUGAAUAUGCCACCAGAGUCUUUUAUUUCCAAAAUCGCGCUGUGGACAACGGUUAUCAACCCAUUUACAAAAUAUGCAUUGUUGAUGAUCCCUUUGGCAAGGAGUAUAGAGGAGCUGCUGCCUGAUCAAGUUUCAAAUAGUUUGUGGUGUUUCAUUUUUCUGAGAGUAGCACUCGUCUUGUCUACUGUUGGCGCUGCAUUUGCCAUGCCUUUCUUCGGUCUUAUGAUGGCUUUAAUUGGUUCUGUUCUCAGCUCUAUGGUGGCCAUAAUAAUGCCAUCGCUAUGCUUCAUAAAGAUCGUUGGAAGAAAAGCUACAAGGGCACAGAUUGUUUUGAGCAUUACUGUCGCUGCAGUUGGUAUUGUCUUUGCUAUUAUUGGGACAUAUUCUGCAUUGAAAGGGAUUGCGAGUAAUUACUGACAUCUAGACCGUAGCUCCCUUCUGGUUCAAACAUAUAGAUGGUGAUCAUUGGGAUGCUUAUUCUCCCUGCAGCAUCAUUACUGUUAAAUAAAUCAAUGACUCUGACUUGCAAGCAGACUUGAAAUUUUGUUCCAAAUACAUUGAUAAGGCAUUAAAGAGUAUUAGGAUUGAGACAAGUUCUUGCUCCUGUUAGUGAUUGCUUUGAUGUUUCCCGUGUUUAAUUUUGCAGGAGUUAAAUCUGACCCUACUUUGAUUUUACUGAAUUCUCAUUGUUACCAUCUUUACUACUUUGUUCCCUUCAACAAUAAAAAGGGUAAGGUGGUUAGAGUUUGUGUACAUUUAUAUGGUUCGUUUGGUACAAAUUAGAGUUUGGUAACUUUAGCAUGUGUUAAAAAUGAAGUAAUGUUGUCAUUUUAUGAUGGUAAAUCAGGAGGUAAUUAAUUGAAGUCAGCAAGGCAAAAUCAAAGUUACAAAAUUCAUGGACGAGCUUGUGGACUCUAUUAAGGCAUUAUUGGUUGAGAAGAAAUAUGAAGGAUGCGAUUGUGUAGAAAGCAACUUCUAGUGGCAGAUACUCAUCCAAAUCUUUUUGCCAAGCUGCCUUAUCUACUCUGGAUAUCCAAAGUGUAGUAUGGAAGAAGAUUUGGUUUUGUUAUGCUCCGUAUAGGAUUGAGUUGUUUGUCUAGCAACUUAUGUGGAAGAAAGUAGCAGUGAAGAUGGAAUCGAUGGCAACGAGUUUAUUAGAGGGAGAUAAAACUUCAUGUGUAUUCUGUAAUAGUUGCCAGGAAAUCGUAAGCCAUUUUUUCUUCUUAUGUAAAGCUUCUUGGAAUAUUUUGUGCCCAUGGUGUAAACAAUGGGAGAUGCAAUGGGUGUCCCAUGAUGAUUCUCAAAACUUUUUUCCUUGCAUGCCAA